AAAAACAAUUAAAAAAAAAAAAUAAAAAAAAAUAAAAAAAAAUGAUUCAAAAUAAUAUUUUCUAUGAUCCAUUAUCAUUAGACUAUAGAUCAGCUGAUACAAACUAUUCAUUUCUCCUAUACUUGCUUUACAAAAUUGGCAACUUGUUCCAUAUCUAUGUAAAUGGAGAAAAGGUCAGGGUAGUAUCAGAAGACUACUCCCUAUACUCAUCAAUAAGCGGUACACUUCAAUUUAUUAUUGUUGAUCCAACAAAAAAAAGAAAAAGAAAAAUAUCCAAUGGUUUCUGGAAACAAAACGGUGACGAAAAUAUAGUAGCCGUUAAAUUACCCAAUAAUUUGAAAUGCACCAAAAAAAAUUUUACUAAAAUUGAAUAUACUAAUGAAGAUAAAAGCUUCAAAUGUUGGGAAUAUUCAAUGUUUGAAGAAAAAGAAGAAAAAGAAGAAAAUAAAGAAAAUAAAGAAAAUAAUAAAGAAAAUAAAGAAAAUGAAAAAAAAAAACAAAAAAAAUGUAUUUUAAGACAUUACUUAAAAGAUGUAUCUGCCCAAGUUAAAUAUUUCACCCAAGACAUCCAUAUUACAAUUAGAUCAAAGAACAGAUAUUUCUCAACAAAUGAAUAUUUGGUUAGCGUUGAUGACCAUCAAAUGUGAGAUCGUUUAUGACUAUGCUGUACUAGUUAAAGUAAUUCGGGUUCAGAACUAAUAUAAAAAAAAAAGUUGCGAUAAUCAACAAAAUUCUGAAAUUGAAAGAGUUUUAGAAAUUACAUUUAAAUAAAAUAAAUAAAAAUAUAAAUUAAAACUAU
Molecule: messenger RNA, 799 nt
Organism: Dictyostelium purpureum
Lineage: Eukaryota; Evosea; Eumycetozoa; Dictyosteliales; Dictyosteliaceae
Exons: 4
Coding region: 42-647 (201 amino acids)
Source: RefSeq, a predicted model, not a curated record